Phlebotomus argentipes is the source of this 382-nucleotide messenger RNA. RefSeq names its product ATP synthase membrane subunit K, mitochondrial (gene Neb-cGP). The coding region runs from base 130 to 291 and encodes 53 amino acids. The record is from RefSeq and is a predicted model, not a curated record. Lineage: Eukaryota; Metazoa; Arthropoda; Insecta; Diptera; Psychodidae. The transcript has 3 exons.
GAAUCCGCGGGCGCCAAAUUGAGAUAACCUUGAUAACAUCGGUAAUGCAGAUUUCCCCUCAGAUAGUUGCGUAACCUCAAUUUUGUGGUUAUAUAUUUGAAGUCCGAGUGCAAAAACACAUCCACAGAUAUGGCUGGAGGUGAAGAUGCUGCUGAAGCUGCAAAGUUGACUGGACUGUCCAAGUAUUUCAACUCCGUCACGAAUACGGGCAGGGCAAAUGUAGCCAAAGCCACGUAUGCGUCAGUCGCCCUCCUGGUGCUGUACUUCACCCUGAAGCCCAAGAAGAAGUAAGAGAACCACGAGGAGAGAGGAGUUUAGUGAAAAAUCUACCCUAAAUGCUCCCGGAAAAUCCCAGCAUCAUGAAUAAAUUUGUCUCUUGAGA